AUGGACAAUAAUAGUGGAAUAAUUAGUGGAGAUAGUGGAUGUAAUAGUAGCAACAGUGAUAGUUUUAGCAACACAAAUAAUAAUAAUGAAAGAAAAGAUUAUGCGAUUGUUGGCAAAAAAAGAGGAGGACCAUUAAAAUUAUAUUAUGAAACAUAUGGAAAUGUAGAUGCCCCAGUCAAAGUUUUAUUUAUAAUGGGGUUUAUGGCAACUGGUCAAGAUUGGAUACCACAAGUUGAAUAUUUCAAGAAAUUUAAAGAAUAUGAAGUUUGUAUUUUCGAUAAUAGAGGUAUUGGUAAUAGUGGCAAGGCAAAGAGAUAUACAACAAGUGAUAUGGCAUUGGAUGCAGUAGAGUUAAUGGAUCAUUUAAAGUGGGACACUGCUCAUAUUGUAGGUGCAUCAAUGGGUGGAAUGAUUGCUAUAGAGUUUGCAGUAAGAGCACCAAUAAGAAUUCGUACAUUGACAUUGGCAGUAACACAUUCAGGACUAUCAUUCCCACCAUUGAAAGGAGCAUUAGGGUUCUCAAAAUCACUAUUUCAUAGAGACUUUUCAAAGAAGGCCGAUAUACUUUUAGAUACACUUUUCUCAAAACAAUAUUUAUCAUCUCAAAGUGAGUUAGAUCCAUCAAAAACCAAAAGACAAGAGUUGAUUGAAGAGUAUGUAAAUAAAAUGAACAGUACCAAAGCACCACCCAUCUCAACUUUAUUUGGACAUAUGAGAUGUAUAUUCACACAUUAUGUUUCAAGUUCAAGAUUAGAAUCAAUUAAAAAUCAAGAUUUCCCUGUCCUUGUAUUAACUGGUACCGAUGACUACUUGGUAAAACCUAAAAACUCUUUUUCUUUAAAAAACAAAUUAUCACCAACAGAAUUUAUAGUGUAUGAAAACUGUGGUCAUUGUGUAAAUGUUGAAAAACUGUCAGAGUUUAACCAUGCUAUCGAAAACCACUUUAUGCGUCAUAAAAUAGAUUCUGAUAUUCUCAAGAAACAUUUAAAUGAUAGAGAGGUUGAAAAAGAAGUUGAUAUUUCAAACUCACCCAUUGUACCAUCUGUUUUAACAAAUACAACCGCAGUAAUUUCCGAAGAUAACUAA
Molecule: messenger RNA, 1086 nt
Organism: Dictyostelium purpureum
Lineage: Eukaryota; Evosea; Eumycetozoa; Dictyosteliales; Dictyosteliaceae
Exons: 1
Coding region: 1-1086 (361 amino acids)
Source: RefSeq, a predicted model, not a curated record